AUGCCCGUCUUGAUACCCCCAGCUCAGCACAGUCAGGACACGCGCGUUGGGGCUCCAGCAUGGCGCGAGGCGGCCAAGGCCACAACGCAGAAGGCGCACCAGCUGACGGACCGCUGCGGGCAGGAGGUGGUGACCAUGUGGCAACCCAAGGACAGCGUGCGGGACCCGCAUGUGGCGCGCCACCUGUGCCGGGAAGCCUACAUCCUGCCCUGGCGCUUCCGUGUGGAGAUGCUCAAAGGCGGUGGCACUUUGGAGAAGCCGCCGCCAGGCGAGGGCGUCACGCUGUGGAAGGACAAGAUGAAGCCGCCCGCCUGGCAUGCCCGCCUGCCGCUGCCCAUGCACCGCGACGCGCGGGCCCUGCAGACUGCCGAGGUGGCACAUGUUCACGCACGCGGAGCGCGCCUCACCGCCGCCCGCCUGGGCCGCGCGCAGCACCAGAUCAAUGGGCAGCUGCGGCUGCUGCAACGCCAGAGGGAGGCUACCGACCACAGGCUCAGCGAAGUGCGCAAGGGCCUGCUUAUUAACCAGCAGAGCGUCAAGCUGCGGGGCUACCGGCCCAAGUCUGAGAAGGUCCCUGACAAAGCUGACAGUAUGCUUACCUGGGAGAAGGAGAGGCUCGAGAGCAUGAAGAGGAAGUUGGAGAAAGAUAUGGAACAAUCAGAGGCCCUGCUCAAGGCCCUGGCCUCCUGCCGAGACACUCUGGUCUUCUGCUGUAAGGAAAGGCUCCAAGCUGUGGACCUAAUGAACCAGCCACUGGAUAAGGUUCUGGAGCAGGCCGGCCGCCACUCAUGGGUGAACCUCUCCCGUGUCCCCACUUCACGCACUCAGGGCCAGAAAACGCCACCUCCAGACCCUGUGGGCACCUACACCCCAGAGUGCGCCGCGGCGCUGUACGAAGCCAAGCGACUGUUGAUGGAGUCCAAGGACACCUUGCUAGAAAUGGCAAAGAACGAGGAGGACAUCCAGGAGCAACAACAGCAGAUAAGCGAUCGAGUGUGCGCCUCGAUAGCACAGAAGACACGCGAGACCUCGGAGCUGAUGGAAAGAAUGAACAUGACCUUAGGACUGAUGAGGGGAACUAUCCACCGGUGCACGAAAUUCAAGCAGGAGAUGUACAUCACCCGCGGCCUCAUCAAGGGUCCUCUGUCAAAAACUCACCUGGAGACACGAGAAAAGCUGGACAGACCCCUGGUUCGCGUGUACCAGAGACACGUAGGCACCCAACUCCCCGAGGCCACGCGCCUCGCCCAGGGCACUGACAAGCUGCAGCGCCACAUCUCGCACGUGGAAAAGAACCUGAAGGAGCUGCUCGCCACGCACAAGAACCUCACCUGGAGCCUCAACUGCAAGAAGAUCGGGCAUGACGUUGACUACAACGUGGUGCGCCUGCGCCUCCGCCAGCGGCACCCGCACGUGUGCUACGAGCAGGCGCAGCGCCUGGUCAACGACUGGGACCCGCGCACGCCGCCGCCGCACGUGGAGUCCAGCACCGCCGCCGCCGAGUGA
Molecule: messenger RNA, 1506 nt
Organism: Diceros bicornis minor
Lineage: Eukaryota; Metazoa; Chordata; Mammalia; Perissodactyla; Rhinocerotidae
Gene: TEKTL1
Product: tektin like 1
Exons: 7
Coding region: 1-1506 (501 amino acids)
Source: RefSeq, a predicted model, not a curated record